Molecule: messenger RNA, 336 nt
Organism: Pollicipes pollicipes
Lineage: Eukaryota; Metazoa; Arthropoda; Thecostraca; Pollicipedomorpha; Pollicipedidae
Exons: 4
Coding region: 1-336 (111 amino acids)
Source: RefSeq, a predicted model, not a curated record
AUGUGCCAGGAGACGGUUGUGCUGCUGCGAGAGAGAACUGACGUCAUCCGAGAGGAGGAGGAGGGUGAGGAGGAGGACACGGUGCCCGAGGGCGAGCGUUCCGAGGGAGAUGGAGCCGAAGAGCAAAAGCCCGACGAGCACAAGCCCAAGACGGAAGCUGAAAUUGCCAGCGAGACCAGGAGAAAGCGGAAACUGUACCAGAAAUCGGAGAGCAUCGUGCUGGAGGCGGAGGAGCCGUGGAUGGACCGCUCGUUCCCCUCCUUCGCGUCGCGGGGCAGCACCUCGCUCAGCUGCAGCGACGCCUUCAGCAUCCCCGCACCUCCGGCUACAGGGUAA